AUGUACAGCGGAUCGUCAGCGUCGUCGUUGUUAGAUAUAACCAAGCGUCUAGUAAAAUCGCAAUCCCUUUUGCACUAUGAAAAUGACGCCGUGGAAGACGUUAUUGAAGGUGUUUACACGUUAGACCAUCAACUGGAUCAGAUGUCCGAAGAAGGUCGCGUCGGCUCCUUCUCCCAAGGCGAAGAAAUUGGUUCAACUUCCCUCCCGAGUGACCAUAUCAACUCUGAAAUUAGCACAACUUCGAUUCGUACUAUGCUCAACUCUUCGCAGAGUAUUCCCGCGAAUCUCCUGAUCCCGUAUGCAAUCGAAAACCAUGAUGUCAAAGUACUGAAAUUUUAUCACGCGCAACGAUUGGAGAAGAUCAGAACAUCUUCGAUUCAAGAUAUACCAUAUUCUGAAGAUGAAUGGUUGAAUUUGUCCGAGGAGGAGAAAAGCUUCCAUAGGGACUACAUGGAUUUAUUGAGGACGUUGAAAGUGGAAUGUCCGCCGGGUGUCAAUUUAUCGGCAAGUUUGAUACCCCCCAGAGAGGCCAUCGUGGUUGUCCGGGUGCUCCAGGAUGUUGGCGAAUUAAUGACUCUAAAUGGAUUCAUUGAAUUUCGAAAAGGAUCGCAGAUGAAAGUUAAAAAGGCCGAUCCAACGGUUGAAAGGUUGAUAAAAAUGGGUGCCAUCAAAAUUGUUGGAAAUCGAUGA
Messenger RNA from Acaulospora morrowiae, 690 nucleotides. NCBI's taxonomy places the organism in Eukaryota, Fungi, Glomeromycota, Glomeromycetes, Diversisporales, Acaulosporaceae. The record is from the annotation of a GenBank genome assembly.